GGCGCUGGAGCAGCGCGGGGCCCAGUAUCGACAUGGUUCCAGGCAACGAGACCACGUUCAAGCUGUCGGAAUUCGGCUUCGAGCGGCGUUUCGACGAGCGGAGCGCGAUCCGCUGGAUGCAGGAGAACUGGGGCGCGUCCUUCCUCUUCAGCGCGCUCUACGUGCUCCUGGUGUUCGGGGGUCAACAGCACAUGAGACGGAGAGAGAAGAUGAACCUGCGGCUGCCGCUGGUCCUCUGGUCCCUGAGUUUGGCCCUCUUCAGCGUCACCGGGGCGGUCCGCACCAGCUCCUACAUGCUCCACGUGCUGCGCAGCGGCGGCUUCAAGCGUUCCAUCUGCGACCAGAGUUUCUACCACGGACCAGUCAGCAAGUUCUGGGCCUACGCUUUUGUUCUGAGCAAAGCGCCGGAACUGGGUGACACGGCCUUCAUCGUGCUGCGGAAGCAGAAGCUGCUCUUCCUGCACUGGUACCACCACGUCACGGUGCUCCUCUACUCCUGGUACUCCUACAAGGACAUGGUGGCGGGCGGCGGCUGGUUCAUGACCAUGAACUACGGCGUGCACGCCUUGAUGUACAGCUACUACGCGGCGCGUGCCGGCGGCCUGCACGUGCCGCGGCGCUGCGCCAUGCUCAUCACUAGCGCACAGAUCGCCCAGAUGGCCAUGGGCAUCACCGUCAGCGCACUGGUCUUCUGCUGGAUGCAGCAGGUGGACUGUCCCUCACACCUGGACAACAUCGUGUGGGCAGGGCUUAUGUACCUCAGCUACCUGCUGCUCUUCUCGCACUUCUUCUACCAGUCGUACGUGCGGCCGCACGCCAAGACGGCCUGAAGGAGCCUCAUCCGUCGGCUAUUGAUGGAUUAUUCAUCCUGCUGCAAGUUCCGUUCAUUUCCUGUUCACCUUUCUAUUUAUUGAGUCCGACAGACGCCCAGGUGGAGCAGAGCUUCUCCUGUUGUGGAUGGAGUUGACAUUUCAAGCGUUCACCUUCAGCUGUAAUGU
Molecule: messenger RNA, 998 nt
Organism: Synchiropus splendidus (mandarinfish)
Lineage: Eukaryota; Metazoa; Chordata; Actinopteri; Syngnathiformes; Callionymidae
Product: elongation of very long chain fatty acids protein 6-like
Exons: 4
Coding region: 33-830 (265 amino acids)
Biological process (GO): sphingolipid biosynthetic process; fatty acid elongation, monounsaturated fatty acid; very long-chain fatty acid biosynthetic process
Cellular component (GO): endoplasmic reticulum membrane
Molecular function (GO): fatty acid elongase activity
Source: RefSeq, a predicted model, not a curated record